CAUUGUUGUUGUUUUUGCACUACAAAUAAGACAUAUGCAGUGUGCAUAGGAAUUUGUUCAUUUUUCUUUUCUUCAAAUGAUCAUUUGGCCCCUCAACAGUCUGAAGGAUUGUGGACCGGCCCUCUGCUUUAAAAGUUUGAGGACCCCUGGUCUGAAGGAUUGUAGCCGGGCCCUCUGCUUUAAAAGUUUGAGCACCCCUGGUGUCGAUCUUCCCUUUUUAGACAGCUCGGAUCCUCUGGAUUUCUCCUGAAAAUCGCGUUCAAGGGAUGAGAAGGAGAAACGUUGGAGACCAAACACCCGGCUUGGAGGGGGGAAAGGCUUUUACAGCCAGGCUUCAAAUUAAUCCCAAAUGAAGGCGCUUUCUUCCAAAAGAAUUGAAAAUUGGCAGGUCAGCUCCCCGCCAAGGGAGUUUGUUUUCUGGGUGAGCAGAGGGCGCUAGGACCCCGCGGAGGAGGCGAGCUGAAGAGACAAUAAUUUGUUCCAUUGUAAGGCGAACCUUUCGGGCGAAGCCUUGGCAAAAGGGGCACCGCUUGGCCCUCCUUCCUUCCUCCUUCCUCCCCGUUGGAGCCAAGUGGGGCAGCAACGGUCAACGGGGCUUGGCUGUGCCAAAAAGGAAGAAAAAAAAAGGGACCGACAGUUUAAAGAUGAGAGCAAAGCCCAACUUUUCCUCCUCCUCCUCCUCCGCCUCUGCUGGAGCAGGAGGGGUCGGGGAAUCCGCUCCACGCAGGAAAUCUCUCACAUCCUGAGUGGCCCAGAGCUCGCUCUUUCUCUCUCUCUCUCUCUCUCUGUGUGCGCGAGAGUGCCUGUCUCUGCCUGCGUGGAGGCUCGCUUCAUGGGGCGGCGGGGAGGCCUGGGCUGAGGAAGAUGUCCCGGCGCCUCCAGGCGGGAAGGGAAGCCUCCCUUACGGCUCUUUUCCCUCCCCACACCCGGCGGUGGUGCUGCUGCUGCCUCCAGCUGCUCAGCCUGGCCAGCUUCCUUUUCCCGCCCGCCGCAGGGACUCAAGGAGGGGAUGCUGAGAGUAAACUAAAAUUCUCUAGGCAAUGGAUUCCAAAGAACAAACCCGAGCAGUAUGAAAUAACAGUCCCUUAUUUCAUGAAUGGCCAACAUUGGAAACCAAUGAAGAAUGUUUAUCCACAGAUUCAUCCAGCAAGACUGAAAUUUCUUAUACAGGUGGAGAGAGAGCAACUUGUCAUCAGUUUGGAGAGAAAUGAUGGCCUUUUUGCUGGAAAUUUCACAGAAACACAUUAUUUGGAAGAUGGUACAGGUGCUGUUCUCAUGCGAAAUUACACGAAUCACUGCUACUACCAUGGUCAUGUACAGGAUUAUGCCAUAUCUGCUGUAAGCAUGAGUACAUGCUUUGGACUCAGGGGACUGAUUUCAUUUGAAGAUAAAGCCUAUAUUUUAGAGCCUUUGGAAGGUGCUACAAAUGAACACAUAAUUUACCGCGCAACGAGCCUGAAACUAGCCCCAGGUUCUUGUGGCCAUCAUCUCAACAUCUCAGCCAUCACACUGGAGGAUACUGUACAGUCUAUUCAGACAUUUACAAGUCGACACAAGAGGGACGCACUAAAAUCCACCAAGUAUGUGGAGCUCAUUAUUGUUGCUGAUAAUCGAGAGUUUCAGAGGCAGGGCAAGGAUGUGGAGAAAGUGAAGCUGAGACUGAUCGAAAUGGCAAACUAUGUGGAUAAGUUCUAUAGGCCACUAAAUAUUCGAAUAGCCUUGGUUGGAGUGGAGAUCUGGAAUGAUGCGGAUAAGUGUGCAGUAACCCAAGACCCAUUCACCACCCUCCAUGAAUUUCUAGACUGGCGAAAGCUAAAACUACUACCUCAUAAACCCCACGACAAUGCACAACUAGUGAGUGGAGUCUAUUUCCAAGGUACUACCAUUGGCAUGGCACCUAUAUUGAGCAUGUGUACUGCAGAGCAGUCUGGAGGUAUUGUUAUGGAUCAUUCUGAUAGUCCUUUGGGAGCAGCUGUAACUCUGGCUCAUGAACUGGGCCAUAACUUUGGGAUGAACCAUGAUACACUGGAAAGAGGUUGCAACUGCAAAGCAUCUGCUGACAAAGGGGGCUGCAUCAUGAACCCUUCGACGGGUUACCCUUUUCCCAUGAUGUUCAGCAGCUGCAGCAAGAAAGACCUGGAAAACAGUUUGGAAAAAGGAGUGGGGAUGUGUCUGUUCAAUCUGCCAGAGGUAAAGGAAUCCUUUGGUGACCCAAAGUGUGGGAACGGCUACGUAGAAGAAGGAGAAGAAUGUGACUGUGGUGAACUUGAGGAAUGUACGAACCAGUGUUGUAAUGCUACUACCUGCACUUUAAGAUCAGGAGCCUUUUGCGCCCAUGGACUUUGCUGUGAAAACUGCAUGCUGAAGCCAGCGGGCAUCUUAUGCAGGGAUGCCAGUAAUUCCUGUGACCUUCCCGAAUUCUGCACUGGAGGCAGCCCUCACUGCCCAGCCAAUGUUUACUUGCAUGACGGACAUUCCUGCCACAGGGUGGACGGAUACUGCUAUAAUGGCAUGUGCCAAACCCAUGAACAGCAAUGCAUCACACUCUGGGGGCAAGGUGCUAAGCCUGCUCCUGGGAUAUGCUUUGAAAGAGUCAAUUCUGCAGGCGAUCCUUAUGGAAAUUGUGGCAAAGAUUCCAAAGGUUCCUUUGCCAAGUGUGAAGCCAGAGAUGCUAAGUGUGGAAAAAUUCAGUGUCAAGGUGGAGCAAAUCGACCUGUAAUUGGUACCAAUGCUGUCUCCAUAGAAACAAACAUCCCACUACAGGAAGGAGGCAGAAUCCUGUGCCGUGGAACUCAUGUUUACCUGGGAGAUGACAUGCCUGACCCUGGUCUUGUCCUCAUUGGAACCAAGUGUGCAGAUGGAAAAAUCUGUCUCAAUCGCCACUGCCAAAAUACCAGUGUAUUUGGUGUUCAUGAAUGUGCAACAAAAUGUCAUGGCCGUGGAGUCUGCAACAAUAAAAAAAAUUGCCACUGCGAGGCGCACUGGGCUCCUCCCUUUUGUGAUAAGGCAGGAUUUGGUGGCAGUGUAGACAGUGGGCCCCUUAGACAAUCUGAUAACCAGAGUUUAAUCAUAGGACUGCUCAUAACCAUCCUGUGCCUUCUGAUUGCUGGUUUGCUUAUGUACGUCAAAAGGAAGAUCUUGAUUAGACUGCUCUUUAUUAAUAAGAAGACUACAAUUGAGAAAUUAAGGUCUGUGACUCCAGCGAGACCUUCCAGUUCGUUUGAACCUAAUCAUUUCCCUACUGCAACACUUAAUAAAAAUCUAGACCAAAAGCCACAAAAUUUGUACACACAUAAGAGAAACGAUCCGCAAAGGAUGCUAAAAUAUCAGGCAGGUGACAUUAGUAAGCCUGUGAAGACUCAGGAUAGAUGGCGAUCAAGCCCACCGGAGCGUGCCUUGCCUUCCCUUUGUGAGCUACCCUGCCAACAUUCUGUUCCUAGGAAGCUGCUGCCUGCUAUUCCUUCUCCGAGACAUGAGCAGGAAUCUUGCAAGCCGAGUCCUCCUAGAAAGCCUUUGCCGGCUGAUCCUCAGAAAAGCAAAAGUGCUCAUUUCACCAAUGCCUCCAGAGCAGCACAUGAGUUUCCUAAACCUGUGUGUCAACUUUCUUCUGUUAGGCCUGCACCAAAACAUCUGCUUCAUGGGCACAGAUCCUGCAAUGCUGCCUAUAAGCAAUGACAAAUUGGAACACUACAAUUUUAUCCUGGAAAGUGAAGACAGAAGUUUGCACUAUUUUCAACUCUAGUUGGAGAUCCAUAUUUUUAUAUCAUUAGGUAGAAUUUUUUUAAUGUUCAGAAUCCCAUUAUUUUUAAGAACUCUGGGCUACUGCCUUUGGUGCUAUGUGAAGGUGGGGUGCGUCCUUGCUCAGGUACUUGUAAAUUAUUAUUUUAUAUUGAAUAUUUAUUACAGUGUAGAGCACUGUAGUAGAUAUUGUUUCACCAUAACCAAAUUUUCCAAGGAAGGAAGCCAUUUUUAUGCUUUUUAAGCACACAGGAACCCAUCCUUCAUUACAAAUGUCUCAGUGGGUUGUACACAUUCUUUAAAGGUGGUUAUAAUUGGGAUCCGUUUCUUCCAGCAAGCUGAAAGGAAACUGAAAGCGAACAGCUAAAAAUACACAUCCAAAAGUCAGUUUUAAAUCAAGAGUGGAUAACCUGGGAGUAGAUAACUUUUGAGGGUCCAGGGAGCAUUGUUGUGCCCUACAGACCCCUAUUUGGGAUAAUAAAUAGCAACUUCCGGCUGCAACUCUUGGCUUUGCCUGGGUGUCCUCCUGGUUGUUUCAGGGGUGUCAAACUUCAUAAGUGGAGGAAUUGUGGGCCUAUUAAAUUUUCAGCAGUUGGGUAUUCAACAUGGCCUGAGAUAAAGAAACAUGAGCAAUAGUGAUGCCAGCAAGCCACAAAACCUCAUGCCUCUAUUUCUUUUCCAGUAGAUUGGUCUGAAAAGGUGGUAGUGCAACAGUGCAUGUCACAGGGUCUGCAGGCAGUAUUUCGUUUAGUCCUUACUCUGUUGCUGUAUUGAGAAGUAACUGUCAGUUACCCUGAAUCAGUUUAAAGUAUAUAUAAGACACAGGGAUAGGAAAUUCACUAACUCAUUUUACCAAUUUGGUAUUUAUCAUGAAGUGAAAUAGGGACACUAAAAUGGAAGACAGACAGCAACUGAUUGGAGGGAAAUAAUGCAAAAAUGUGAUACAGUAGAGUCUCACUUAUCCAACACUCACUUAUCCAACGUUCUGGAUUAUCCAGCGCAUUUUUUUUAGUAAAUGUUUUCAAUAUAUCGUGAUAUUUUGGUGCUAAAUUAAUAAAUACAGUAAUUACUAAAUAGCAUUACUGUGAAUUGAACUACUUUUUCUGUAAAAUUUGUUGUAUAACAUGAUGUUUUGGUGCUUAAUUUGUAAAAUCAUAACAUAAUUUGAUGUUUAAUAGGCUUUUCCUUAAUCUCUCCUUAUUAUCCAACAUAUUCGCUUAUCCAACAUUCUGCCAGCCCGUUUACGUUGGAUAAGCGAGACUCUACUGUAUAUGCAAAUACCUUAUUAUAUAUCUCCAUCAUUGUGGUUUAGAAUAAUUGUUUCAAAGGAUAUUGAAGACAUGAAUUUGAGACUUGAAGACUUGUCCAAACAUCAAAAAUCUCAUGUUGAUGAUAAAUCUAGCCCCACUUAGCAAAUGUCUGGCUUAAUACCCUGUAGGCCACAGCAACAGGUUCUAGAUUUAAUAUCACAUAGGUAUUCAUUUCAGGUAUAGUACUUGUUCUUAUCAACUAAUGAUCUUAUUCAAAUUCACAAUGUGUUUUAGAUAUAUUUUCAGAUUACACUGAGACAAAUCAUAUUUCAAGAGGCUGUGUUUUUUAAUUUUGUAAUGAAAACGAAGGCUUAGUAUGCAAACUUUGACCUUGUUCAUGGUUUUUGAUAGUUGAUAGAACAUUUCUGCAUUAAUUAAUAUUUGAGGGUUUUUGGGGUGCUUCUUUAAAAUGGUGCUCUAAUAAUCCCUUACAUUCAGUGCAAUACAAGGUAUUGAGUCCUUUGCAGUAGUCUGGGCUGCAGUGGUCAUCAGAUCAUAUGGUUAUGUUGCUACUUUGUUGUGUGUCUUCAAGUCAUUUCUGUCUUAGGACAGGCCUAAGGUGAAACUAUCAUAGGGCUUUCUUGAAAUAAUUUGUUCCCUCUGAGGCUGAGAAUGUGAGUCGCCUAAGAUGGAUUUCCAUAGCUGCAUGGGGAUUCAGAUGGUGGUCUCAUAAUGCAAUGUUCAAGCCUGUAUGCCAUUCUUUUUAUAUUGGAAUCCACAUUUUAAUAUUCUGGCUAUAUGGACAUCUCUGAAUACUUCUUUUAUUUCUAAACAUACCACUGCAAUAGACUGAAAGUUAGACUUUCAUAUGCAUGAAAGAUCCUAAGAUCCAAAAGGUAUUGAUUGGUGUACAAAAUAUGCAUCUUGGUGUUAGGAGAGAAAGCUUGAACUGGAUACCAAAAAAAUGGCUGAUCACAUCAGCAUUGGAGAAAUUACUUUGGCUACACACUGUCCUUGGCAUCACAGGUAACAAAAGCAGGGUUCAGUUAGCAAGACAGGGAGAUAUCUCUGCAUGAAACUCUGCGUCUGAAUCUGGGGCAAGAAACUUAUGACUAUCCAGAUGUUAAUAAUACUUUAUUUAUAUUCCACCCUAUCUCCCCAAGGGGGCUCAGGGCGGAUGACAGUACACAUACAAGGCAAACAUUCAAUGCUGUUUGGAGACAGGACAGAACAGAACAAGAUGGAUGAAAUGUGCAAACCUUCAGAUGUUGUUAGAUUACAACUUCCACUAUGCCUAUUACUAAUCAGUAGUCAGGAAUGAUGGGCUCAUUCGACAACAUCUGAGCUCAUCAUUCCUGACUACUGAUUAGUGAUAGGCAUAGUGGAAGUUGUAAUCUAACAACAUGUGAAGAUUUGCACAUUCCAUGCAUUUGCACUGAGUGGAUUACAUUCACUAGGGCCGGGCUGUGGCGCAGCUGGUUAGUGCCAGCUGCAAUAAAUCACUACUGACAGAGAGGUCAUGAGUUCGAAGCCCUGGUCGGGUUAAGCCCCUGACCAUUAAAUAGCCUAGCUUGCUGUUGACCUAAGCAGUCCGAAAGACAGUUGCAUCUGUCAACUAGGAAAUUUAGGUACGCUUUAUGCAGGAGGCUAAUUUAACUAAUGUACAACACCAUAAAACUGCCAGCAGCUUGUGGAAGGAAUGAGGAAGUACAGUACUUGGUGUCACUAGUGGACGGUGAAACAACAGCUCCCCCUGUGGCCAGAAUCGAGCAUACCCACAUGAAGCUGGAAAGCUGGAAAAUGUUAAACUACCUCUGUGUCUGUCUAUAUGUUGUUUGUCUGAUGGCAUUGAAUGUUUGCCAUAUAUAUGUGCAUUGUAAUCCGCCCUGAGUCCCCUUCGGGGUGAGAAGGGCGGAAUAUAAAUACUGUAAAUAAAUAAAUAGAGCACAGCUUCAGGGAGUUUGUGUGUACAUGUAAGAGAAAGAUGGAGAGAAAGGAAGGAAAAUGCCAAAUAUUGGUCUACCAGUCCCAGUGUUCUCUAUUCUGAUCUUUCAUAGGUCUUAGGCAAAGAUCAUAUGACCCUCUAAGAUGCUUUGGAAAUAUCUCAGUAUUUCUUGGGAAAUAUUUCAAAACAGUAGUCGCCCCCUCCACAUUUGCAUUUUGUCUUUUGGGGACUUCAUUAUUCACAGAUUUGAUUAAAAUGAUAUCUCUAUGGAAUCUUUAGGUUCUCCAGUAUUACUCUAUGGCCAACUUCCUUUGGUCAUGCUGGAGAACAUAGAGAUUUCUAGAGAUAACACCUCUCUAGGAAUCUUUAGAUCAUGCAAUGCAAUUCUGUGGUGACCAUCCAGUAGAAGUUGACCAUAAUGUCAUACUGAAAGAUCUAGAAAUUCCUAGAGAGGUGUUCUUCCAGAAAAUAGCAAUUUAUUUAGGUUUCCAUUUUUAUGGGGGGUUUUGUGCCCUAAUGUGGCACUAAUGUGGAGGACUGAAUGUAUUUCCUUCUUUCUGUCCAGGUCACCAUAGCAGCCUCUCAGAUUGGAUUCCAUUAAUAGCAGCAAUGGACAACUAGCCUAUACAUAUAAGAAGUGGUUCAAACAGAGUUCAGGAACAUCAGCACAAGCUGUUUUAGCAUCUUUUACUUGUACUUAUGAGCUUGAGCCAGCUUUGUUUCUCCCAUCUAAUUGCUUUCUUUAUUAGUUCUGAAGGGAACUUAUAGAAAGAAAACAUAUUAAUAUAAUCUGUUUCUAUCUGUCAACAUAGGGUUGACAAAUCAUUUAUUCCCUGCUACAUUAAACUGGAAUAAAUGCAAUUGUUAGUCAGAGUAAACCCACUGAAUCAAUGAGAACUUGGUAAGAUUUCCAUUAGGAAAGUACAUUGAUUUAAUGGGUCUACUGUGGUUGGGACUAGUAAUUGAAUUAGUCCUGUUAGACUUUUGGUCAUCUACAAUGUGCUAAUAUCCAAACAUUCAAUAGUCAGUGCUUCUUUAAGAAGAGAAACAGAACUUGAAGACCAUUUGACAUUUUUGGUCUAAGUAAUUUAAGUCCUCCCAUUACUGGGCUCUGUAUCCAGGCAACCACAGCACCCAUACUUAUGAAGAAACAGAACAAAUAUAUCCACAUAACAAACAGAAUCAAUAAAACAAAAGAGAGCGAUCUCUUAAGAAAAACAGUUUGGUUCCUAAAGCUUAUGUAUGUUCCUGUGCAACUAUAUUUUAAUUUAUAUGGCAUUUUUGAAUAUAUUAAUAUAAUUCUAAAUGAGGAAAUUUACAGACGGCAAUAUCUAUAUUUUAAGGAUAGGAUUUGGCAUUUCAACUGAAAGGCAGGUGUUCCUAGGAUUUUUUAAAAUUACUUCUUGUGCAUUUUGAGCCGUCCCCAUUUCCCCUCAAAAGCACCCUGGCCAUUUCAUUCUAUUUGACUGGCAUUCAUAAGCAAUUCUUUCUGCAUUAAUCUAGCUAUAACAUUUUUUUCCAUAAAGCAAGAAUCCUUGGAAGUAAUUUCCUCAAGAAGAGGGCAGUGUGCAAGUUCUCUCUGUCUCUCUUGACAACCCAUAUGUAAUGCAGCAUCAUAAAGGAGUGGAGCAAUAUAACUUGAGAAAUAAAUUCCUUGUUCAGAAAACAGUGAGUGGCAUGCUGGUAGUAACAUAUGCACAUGGAGGCAUUGCUAAUGUAUCUGUGCCCCUUUCUGGAUGGGGGACGGGCUAUUGCUAUUCCUUUGUGCCCUGUCCAACACCUAUAUCCAGGCUGCUAUCAAGCCUUGGGAAGGGCUUCUACUGUUGGUAACUUGUGGGGAGAUGCAAGUCAGACAAUGAAAUUAUGUCGCUUUGGGCACCAAGAGGAAAAAUGGACUGUGCAAACCAUCCAAGUGUGCACCACCAUUUUGUCCCCUUCCAAGUUGGGACCAGCUGUUUCUUCCUUGUUAGAUCUGGCUCUCAUCCCUGCCUAUAAGCAGCAUUAGCUUGACAGCUGUUUGUCUGGAUAUAUCAACUGCCUGGAGCAGGAUGGGGUUGGGUGAGGACACGAAAUGGUGUGGCUAGAGCAUAAUACUCCAGCUGUUUAGUGUCGGAUCUUGGCCAGUGUUUGCAUACUUUACACCACACUAAGCAGGCAUUGGAGAUAAAAAGGUUUGCACAUAAAGAAUCAGGUUUUGCUAUCACCAUGUCAAUCUGUGUAUGUGUGAAAAGAGGUGAGAUGGGAACUAAACUGAAUGUCACUCGCAAUGUGGAUUUGUAUGUGUUCCUGUCAAUUUAGAUUUGGUCAACAUUGUGUAUUUACUUCUCCAUAUGAUACCAGACUUUGCAUAGAUAUGUGAAAUUGUAGAUAACGGUGAAUGUUAUUAGUUUCAAUGGGACAAACUGUCUGUAUAUUCAUUUCUAAUGAAUAUACAGAUUGUAUAUUCAUUUCAAAUUGUCUGUGUAUUCAUUUCUGAUGUUGGUGACCUGGUCUUGCCAUGAGUUCCUACUACAUGAUGUUUCAAAAAGAUGGACCCCAUUUGAAAUCACUGUAUUUUUUCAAUCAUGAACCUCUCAUUAAACUCUUAUCCCAUGAAAGAAUGGGCCAUAGAGUUUCAAGGCUUACUGCUACGUGCCUCUACCAGCACACAAACAGCCCCUAGCCUCAGGCAUUUGCAAGUUGGCAAUCUUGCAAUAUAAAGCCUAAUUCAGUGUUUUUCAACCUGGGGGUCAGGACCCCUGGCAGGGGUCACAAGAGGGUAUCAGAGGGGUCACCCAAAGACCAUCAGAAAACACGUUUUUCUGAUAGUCUUAGGAACUCCUUUGGCAGAGAAGACUGAAGAUCUCUCCGCCUGUCCUCCUCCUCCUUUUUGGAAACAGAUGAUAAAUCCUCCCACCAAAAGCUCUCCUGCUGUGACUGGAUGCAGGGAGAACUACAAUCCCCAUCAUGUUGGGUCAGUCCCCCCCCCCAAAAAAAAACCCCGCACCAGUAUUCAAAGUUGAUCAUAUUGGGUAUUUCUGCCAAGUUUGAUCCAGAUCCAUCAUUGUUUGAGUCCACAGUGCGCUCUGGAUGUAGGUGAACUACAACUCCAAAACGCAAGGUUAAUGCCCACCAAACCCUUCCAGCAUUUUCUGUUGGUCAUGGGAGUUUUGUGUGCCAAGUUUGGUGCAGAUCCAUUGUGGUCUGGGUUCAAAAUGCUCUUUGAUUGUAGGUUAACUAUAAAUCCCAGCAACUACAACUCCCAAAGGAGUUGUAUCCCCGCCAACCCACCAGUAUUCAAAUUUGGGCAUAUUGGGUAUUUGCGCCAAAUUUGGUCCAGUGAAUUAAAAUACAUCUUGCAUAUCAGAUAUUUACAUUACAAUUCAUAACAGGAGCAAAAUUACAGUUCUGAAAUAGCAACAAAAAAAUUUAUGGUUGGGGGUCACCUCAACAUGAGGAACUGUAUUCAGGGGUUGCAGCAUUAGGAAGGUUGUGAACCACUGGUCUAAUGAGAUAUUCUUCUUUCGUGGGAUUAUUUUUUUAGAUUUAUUUCUGGCUCAAAAUAGUAAUGUUUGAUAACUCAUUACACCAUCUGUAACCUUUUGUGUAAACAUAACAAUUUUGCCAUUGCAAAAUAUACUGCUUUGAAAUUGGGUCCAUUAUUUUGAAACACCCGGUAUUCCCAGACUGAGACCAUUUACUCUAGUGGACUAGAUAUUUUAAAACAGGCACUAUUAGUAAUUUUAUUGGUACUGUCAACCAUUAUUUCCUCUAAAUAUGUGUGUGAAACAAAAUCAAUCAGAUUUUACUGUUACAGCUAGCUUAUGGGAGAAAAGAUGAAAGCAAUUACAUAAUUAAAAGAAUUCAGCAAAAGCACUAAUAAAUUGAACAAAUUGACCCAACUCAUUCCUUAUUAUCAUAGUAACUAUAUUACAAAAAGGAUUAAUUAUUUGAUAUUAAUAAUUAAUAAUUUUAAUAAAUUUAUUAUCUGCCUCUCCCUGUGGCUCGAGGCAGGGUACAACAUAAUUGUCUACGUCCUUUGGUGGAUAUUAUUAAACAUGUGAGCAUAAAUAUAAUAUAUAGGUAAGGAAGCUUCAGAAUUUUAAGUCCCAAAUGUAUGGGUCCGAUCUUUAAGUGGAUCCUAUUUGUAGUCUCUACCACAUCAGUUUUCAUUUCAUGAUAGGAUCAUAUGGGAUGGUCACCUGAGGAUCCUAAGAAUACUGCAGACAUUUGCAGGAAAAGGAGGUUGUCCCACUAGGUCACUAUGGAAAAGAUGAUUCACCUGUGGGGGGUCCUCCUUGGAGACUUGCAGAGCUUUUUUAGCACCAUGGUUGCCCACUGGAUGCAGUUCUUAUGGCACAUAUCAAGGGUGGCCAAGAGUCCUAGGUCCCUGGUCUCAACAUAAAUUAAAACUACUCUGGCUGACAAACUUAUGUACCACUGGAGACAAUGAGUAAAAUAAAUUGGCCACCCCCCCCCCAAAAAAAAUAUUCUACUGUGCCCAACUAACAAAGUGGUAGGAAUUAACACCUAUCUGCUUAUGCCACAAACCUCCUCCCUCCAUUUUAAUGCAAAUCUUCAUAUCUCUGUGGUCAAACUUAUCACACAUAAAUAGCUGUGUUAAGGACAACCAGUUAGAUCAGGUAGAACAUGUAUUAAUUGUGUUCCAUUUGAAGAACUUGAUAUGCAAGAUGGCAAUAUCUGUAUUUACUUGAGUCUAAUGCACCAUCGAAUCUAAUCAGCACCUCAAUUUUCAAAACCCAGAAACCAAAAAAAGUAUUGCUGCCAUAUGUAAUGCACAACAGCAAAAUUACAGCAGCUCUUUGUAAUUUGGCCCAAAAAGGUACACAUUAGAGUUGCUGUCAAAAAAUCCUUCUGACAGGCUUGCCAUGAGUCAGAGGUCCCUUCUACACUGCUAUAUAAUCCACUUUAUCAAAGCAAGAUAAUCCACAUUAUCUGCUUUGAACUGGAUUAUAUAAGUCUACACUGCCAUAUAAUCUAGUUCAAAGCAGAUAAUCUGAAUGUUAUAUGGUAGUGUAGAAGGGGCCUUAGAUUACUGUAUGAUGUGACUCUAAUGCAUACCCCAAUUUUGUCAAGAUCAUUUAGCCAAAAAAAGGUGAGAUUUAAGUAAAUACGAUAAUAAGAACAAAGGCAAAUGAUUUUAUAAUUCCUGAAAGAGAGUCCAUAUUUCUAGAGGGUUGUAAUACACUUUUUAAGUAAGCAAAAUUACUUGAAAACUAAAUGCAAACACUUCUGUUUAUUAGCUCUUGGCAAAUAAUAGGUUUUCCCUUGAUUUCAUGAAAGCGUGCUUUCUCUGGCUAUUUUUUUUAUCUAUCAGCAUUCAUGCAGAAUUUUGCACAUUGUGGAAAAUGGUAUUAAAAUCCAUUUUAUAUUUCAGCAAGGGAAUCCUUAUUUGAAAGUCAGCAAAGGAAUUUAUCUAAAGUGUGCUAAUGAUAUACUUUUGAAGUACCAUAAAGCAAAAAUUACAAUUACUUUAGCAUAUGGCCCAUGAUUUUAGUUGUGAGAAAUGUGGUUAUGUUUUUUGAAAGGUAUACCACCUUGAAUUAGUGAUAAAACGCCACAGGAAAAAAAUUGUUUCAUGAAAUUCUUUCAAGCCUUCUCUCAGCAUGAGUUAUGGUUUCCUUGUUCAAACCCAACAGUGAAACUUCAAUAUAAAUCUCAGUAUUCUGGUAAUGGAUUUCUUUACAAUUAUACAGUGGCAUCCUGUUCCUGAAUUAUGAAGGCAUAAGUCUGAUUCAUGCCAUCACAAUUCACGUUUGUUGUUGUUUUUAAGUUGGAAGUUGCUUCCAAUGUGCAAAAAUCACAUGUCCUCCCAAAUAUCUUAAGCAACACUCCCCAAAUGACCAUGUUCAUGUUUUUGGACACAUAGCUACAGAGACAUCUACAUCUCGGAUGCAACUCCUAUUGCAGUAACAGGAGUAGCAUCUGUGGUGUAGAUGUCUCUGUAGCUAUGUUCCUGGUGAAGGACUUUAGCUUUAGUUUUCAGUAUGUUGUGAUUGAGAGCGAGUGUGGCAUAACAGUUUGGGCAUUGUGGGAUGACAAUUCUGAAGGACCCAGCUCAGCUAUGGAAACUACUAGGUCAAUGGUUCCCAACAUGUGGUUCCCCAGAUGUUUUGGCCUUCAACUCCCAAAACUCCUCACAGCUGGUAAACUGGCUGGGAUUUCUGGGAGUUGUAGGCCAAAAUACCUGGGGACCCACAGGUUGAGAACCACUGUACUAGAUGAUCUUGAAUAUAUCAUAUUCCAUCAGCCUUAGAGGGGAGGAAAAGGAAAACCCCUUCUGAACAAAUAUUGCCAACAAAAAAUUAUAAUAUAAUUGCUGUACAUCAGAAAUAACUUGAAGACACACAAGAAUGUUGUGAUCACACACUUGAUUCUGAAUCUGUUCAUACACAAAUGUCUACAUUUGUUACAGAGGUUGCUGAUUCAAAUUUGUUUUUCCUAAGCUUAUGUGGUGUUAUAGUUAAGAGCUGAACCUCUAGAUCAGAUUUCACUUCUGCCAAGAAAUGGCUAAGCUGGCUUUAGGCAAGCCACUCCUUCUCAAGCCAUUCACCAGCAAAACGUGAAUAAUCAAUUAAUUUAAUACACAGGAUUAUCAUAAGGGAUAAAUGUUUCCACUUAUAUAAACAAUGAAUGUGGAAGGGCUACACUGUACUUUCUCACCAUCACUUCCAUAAAGGUGUGCCCUUCUGUUUCCCAUCUCUGCUUGCAGCAUAUUCAGCUUUAUUGCUAAAGAAUGCAAUAUACGUAAGGCACAUCCAUUUAGGAUAGUUGUUAGAAUCCAUUCGGGCAAAUGAAGAUUCCUUCUUAAGUAAAGGAAGCCCGGCAGAUACAUCAACACUCAGGUAUAGACCCUUCAUGCCAACACAAGGUAGUGUUGGUAGAGGGACCAUGGCAAGGAAUGCCAUAUAAUUACCACCUCCAUUCACUCAGUACUUUGAAUUAGCCACCUCUGGAAGGAUUAUAAAAUCAUUACUAAUGCUGUGUGCUUUUAAAGACCAUAUAAAUGCAAAUGAUAAUACUUAAAUAUUUACUGUAACAACACUGUGUUCACAUGAGGUUUCUGUUCUCUUUCAAAUCUCUUUGUGCAUUUCUCAUCCGUGUUUGCAAACACACAUUGAGAACGCUUCAUGUACCUCUAAAUCGAAGAAAUAAUAAUGUAAUAGAUCAUUUAUUACAGCAGGAAAUACAGGUGAGUCAAUAAUCCCUAAAUUAUCCGGGAUUCUCUUUUCCAAAUUAUUUCUGCUUUGAAUAAAGCUGCCUCACGCUAGCCGAGUCAAGCAAAUUGUGAGUUGACUUCAUAGUAACUGGUGCUGAUCUGUGACAUAUUAUUGUACUGUUAUUUGUUGUUGGCUACAAUGACUAACAAUUUCCUAGAAUGAUACACUAGGAUUCAUUAGGGAAUUUCAUUAUUUUGAAACAUUAAUGGCAGGCACCUUUUUAACUUUAUUAGAAGUGAGCUAUAAAUUAAUAAAUAAAUAGUGAAAUUGGAAUAUCCCUUCCAGACUGCAGCCUCAUGCAGACAUCUUUGUAACUGUACCAGUGCAAUCAAUAAUAUUUUAUAGCUAAGACAAUGCAGAAAAACAAGGCAAGGCUGCACAACAUGAUAUUCCCUUGAACAUUUCUUUCUGGGACAGAAAGAUUUCUCCUGAUUCUUAUGUCAUAUCUUAACUAUCCAGAUUUAUUUUUAGUUUGAAACAAGACAUACAAUAUGCAAUGUGAACUGCCAUUAGGACUGACUUUGGUGAAAAAAAAAGGUGCUAUUCAGUUUUGCAGUAGGAAGAGAAACUGCUAUAUGAUCUCAACUGCUGAUAUCCUGAUCCUUGAUAAUAUGCUCAUGGAAGUUUGGGCCCAUUUAUUGAAAUCAGUGGGAUCUACUUCCAUGUAAUAUGUUUAGAGCAGUAAUAAGAGUCUGUUCAUCACAGGCCAUUUAGCACACUACAAAUGGAUAUUAGAGCUACAUAAACCAUUGCAUUAAUUUUUAUGAACCAUACCUUUAUAAUGCUUUCAGUUAAAUUGCAGUUUGCUAAGCAUUUUUAACAUAACGCACUGUAUAACAGUUUCUUACUUUUGUAAACAUUUUUGUAAAGAUUAUUACAGUAACAUGUUAAAGAAAAGACAAACAUAUCUUUCAAUAACAGAACAAUCUGUUCACUGUUAAAUAUUCUAUAUUAAAUAAAGAAUAAACACAU
Molecule: messenger RNA, 15125 nt
Organism: Anolis carolinensis (green anole)
Lineage: Eukaryota; Metazoa; Chordata; Lepidosauria; Squamata; Anolidae
Gene: adam12
Product: ADAM metallopeptidase domain 12
Exons: 23
Coding region: 865-3675 (936 amino acids)
Biological process (GO): proteolysis
Molecular function (GO): metalloendopeptidase activity
Source: RefSeq, a predicted model, not a curated record